UUUAAUUGUAAUUUUCGUUUGUACAAAAGAAUUGGAUAGCUCUUCUAGUAGGUAUACUAAUAUUAAUACUGAUGAUGCUUUGCCAAAGCUCAAAGUUUUCCCACAGAGAAGUACCAAAACCAACCGACAAGCAAUCCAAAAGGCCUAAAUUCCUCCCUUUGGUAUGUUCUUUUUGAAAAGGUUUUUAUGCUGAUGAUCAGUUUAAUUUAAUUAUUACACAUUUAAGUGCAAACCACUUCCUCUGUUCUGUCAUCGAACAACUCAUUCAGUUCAUCAUCACCAUGCAAUCCACCCACCUAGAAGUCACGCACAGACCUUACCGAAGUUCAGCCUCUCGUCUGACAAUAUUGGCUCACUUGUUUGGGAUCUUGGCUUUCAUCCUCAUGCUGGUUUGGUUACUGCAUUAUCGUGGCGGUAUCGAUUAUGAUUCUUACGAUGGUUAUCGUGUUUUUAAUGUUCACCCAUUUCUGAUGUUCUGUGGAUUCAUAUUUCUGUCUGGUGAAGCAAUGAUGGUGUACAAGACAGUAAAAGCAGAACAUUUUGUGCAGAAGGUAGCACAUAUGAUACUUCAGCUUGGAGCUUUUGUGCUUGGGGUGGUUGGGAUUUGUGCAGUUUUCAAGUUCCAUGAUAUGCAAAGCAUAGAAGAUGUUUACAGUUUGCAUUCAUGGAUUGGCAUCGCCACUAUUUCCUUGUUUGCAUUGCAGGUUAAACAAAAAACCCAAAAAAUUCCAUGGGUUGUAGGGCUGUUCACAUUUAUGUUUACACAAACACAGACGACUAGGGCAACCUUGCUUCCCUGGCACAUUUGUGGUGGCAGGACAUUGCUAUACAUGUCGAUAGCUGCAGCUCUCACUGGCUUGAUGGAGAAGGCUACCUUCAUGCAACUAAGCCACAGCCGUGAAGCUCGUUUGCUCAAUUUCCUGGGACUAUCUAUCCUCUUAUUUGGCAUAUUUGUUGAUCUCAGUGUUGCUCUUGCACGAUAUGUCUGAUUUUAAUAUUAAUCAUCUUGUUGUUUUAUUGUUUGUGUGUGGUUUUCACUUUGA
Molecule: messenger RNA, 1043 nt
Organism: Durio zibethinus
Lineage: Eukaryota; Viridiplantae; Streptophyta; Magnoliopsida; Malvales; Malvaceae
Source: RefSeq, a predicted model, not a curated record